Molecule: messenger RNA, 1544 nt
Organism: Condylostylus longicornis
Lineage: Eukaryota; Metazoa; Arthropoda; Insecta; Diptera; Dolichopodidae
Gene: CstF64
Product: cleavage stimulation factor subunit 2 tau variant
Exons: 5
Coding region: 173-1381 (402 amino acids)
Biological process (GO): mRNA 3'-end processing
Cellular component (GO): mRNA cleavage and polyadenylation specificity factor complex
Molecular function (GO): mRNA binding
Source: RefSeq, a predicted model, not a curated record
UUGAAUUGACCGCACAUAAUUGUAAUUUGUUAAUUGUAAUAUUGAAAAAUAAUUGCUUCAGGUUAAAGCGGUUAACCAAUAUAUAUAAUAUCAAUUUUAGUAUAUUAGUUUUUUGAGAACAUUAAAGGAUUUUACUAAUUUUAGAUUGAAAGAGGUCAAAUAGUAGACCAAAAUGACGGAAAAGAAUAAUGAACAAAGUAUCAUGGAUAAAUCCAUGAGAUCGGUUUUUGUGGGAAAUAUUCCAUAUGAAGCGACUGAGGAAAAGUUGAAAGAAAUUUUUAGUGAAGUUGGACCGGUUAUUUCAUUAAAGCUGGUUUUUGACCGUGAAAGUGGAAAACCGAAAGGAUAUGGUUUUUGUGAAUAUAAAGAUCAAGAAACAGCUCUUAGUGCUAUGCGAAAUUUAAAUGGGUAUGAAAUUGGCGGAAGGACGUUAAGAGUUGAUAAUGCAUGUACAGAAAAAUCGCGUAUGGAAAUGCAACAAUUACUGCAAGGUCCACAAGUUGAAAACCCGUACGGUGAGCAUUGUGAACCAGAAUUGGCGCCAGAAAAUAUAACUAAAACUGUAGCAUCUUUACCUCCUGAACAAAUGUAUGAAUUAAUGAAACAAAUGAAGACUUGUAUUCAAAAUAACCCUAGUGAAACUCGUCAAAUGCUUCUAUUAAAUCCUCAAUUAGCAUAUGCUCUUUUACAAGCCAUGGUCGUUAUGCGAAUAGUAGAUCCACAAACUGCUUUGUCUAUGUUGUUUAAAGCUAACCAAAUGCCACCUGUUUUAAUUAAUAAUCCUGUAACUGGGCAACCACAAAUGUCUGGCCCGCCACAACCAGCUAUAGUUCCAGCGCCAACUAUAACUUCCACUAAUACUCCAACCUUUGGGUCAGCGUCAGGUGAUAUUGAUUUACGAAGUGUUGAUCCACGCAAUGUUGAUCCUAGACAAUUAGAUCCUAGAAUUGGAGGAAUAGAUCCGCGUAUAACUAGAAACUUAGAUCAAGAUAUGCGUGGAAUAUCCACAAAUCCAGCUCCGGUUCCUCCUCCUAUAAAUAAUCCAGAUCCAAGGACACAAAGAGCUAUACCACCUGUUCAACCCGCGCAGCCAACAAGUCAUUCAGCAUUUCCAAACGAUCCAAGACAAUCAAGAUCUGAUCCACGUCUCAGGGGGACUGGAACUAAUCAAACUUCGCAGCCAUUACAGCAAGGACCGUUAUCAUCACAGAAUCGGUUACCUUCUAAUGGUAUACCAAGUGAUGCUUCUGAUCAUGAAAAAGCUGCUUUAAUAAUGCAGGUUUUGCAAUUGUCUGAUGAACAAAUUGGUCAGUUACCUCCAGAACAACGCCAAAGUAUUUUGGUCUUGAAAGAGCAAAUAGCUAAAAGUACCCAGCGUUAAAUACGUAUUUUAAUUAUUUCAAUACCUAUUACUAUUUUUACGUGUGAAGUGUUCGAAUUAAAAAUUUUGAUAAACUAAGAAAGAGUUUCUUGUUAUUUACUCACUAUUUUUUGGAUUGAUUUAAAUUAUAAAACUUAAUAAAAUAUAUGAAAAAUUUUUUUCA